This is a messenger RNA of Sitophilus oryzae (rice weevil), 780 nucleotides long. Its product is annotated as piggyBac transposable element-derived protein 4-like. Lineage: Eukaryota; Metazoa; Arthropoda; Insecta; Coleoptera; Curculionidae. The transcript has a single exon. The coding region runs from base 1 to 780 and encodes 259 amino acids. The record is from RefSeq and is a predicted model, not a curated record.
AUGGGAUUUUUAAUAACAGCAGGUGCUUACAAGCAAAAUAAAGAUCCACUUAUCGACUUAUUCAGUGAAGAGAAUUUGCCAAUUUACAGGGCUACGUUUUCACAUUCUCGUGUCCAACUACUACAAAAAUGUAUGAGGUUUGAUGAUCAAGCUACUCGAGGUAUUCGUAAAGAAUAUGACAACUUUGCUGCAGCAAGAGAUAUUUGGGAGCGAGUCACAAGCAAAUUUCCAGACUUUUUGGCUCCUUCAGAGUCAGUUGUAAUAGACGAGGAGCUUAUAACCUUUCAUGGAAGAUGCAAAUUUCGUUUAUAUAUUCCUACCAACCCUGGUAAAUACGGAAUUCAAGCUAAUGUGCUGUGUGAUUCAGAAAAUUACUAUUGUUUUGCUGCAGAACCAUACGCUGGAAAAGUAAUAAAUCAGCCCAAAGAUUACAAUAGUGGUCCGGCAGUUGUAAAACAUCUUGUAGCAUUAGCAAAAUUGCAUAACAGUGGUCGCAACAUCACAAUGGACAGAAAAUUUACAUCUCUCCCAACAGCAAAUGCUUUGUUAGAUCAAAAUCUUACUGUCGUGGGAACGAUAAUGAGUAACAGAAAAGACGUCCCACCAGAACUAAGACCUCAAUCUUUGAAGGAUGCAACACCUGGCACAAUUCGCUUUGCUUUUCGCGACCGGGAAACAUUUGUAAGUUAUGUGCCAAAAAAGAAGAAGGUCGUCACUGUGCUAUCUACACAACAUCACAACAUGCAAGUGCAAAAUGACAAGCCAGAAAUUAUUUUGUAG